Molecule: messenger RNA, 3521 nt
Organism: Lineus longissimus
Lineage: Eukaryota; Metazoa; Nemertea; Pilidiophora; Heteronemertea; Lineidae
Product: ELKS/Rab6-interacting/CAST family member 1-like
Exons: 11
Coding region: 279-1883 (534 amino acids)
Source: RefSeq, a predicted model, not a curated record
CUCCCCCCAAGAAAAACACCUGUCAAAAUCCUCUCCAAACUUUGACCCAGAUUUACAUUCACAAAUUCUUUGAUUGAUUGACAUCUUUCCGCCUACUUUCUUACUUGUCCAGGCCUGUACCUGUCCAGGUGUCUCUAAGCAAGCUGUAGGAAACAUAGGCCCGUUCGGUAGGCCUAAGCUUUGCUUGUCAGACAAGGAGAGUGUAGUGACUAUCACUAAAGUGAAUAGUCAUAGUGUACUGUACCGUGGCCUUGUUGGGUCUUAGAUAAACUCUAAAAAUGCCUCGCUCGAGAGAGAUUUCACAGCCGAUGGGAUCACAAUCUCCUGAGGUCCUCCAGUGGAAGGAAACCUUGCGUUCGAGGUCACCCUCUCCUGGCCCGACACCAAGGACUUGCUUAACUCCGACGCCUAUCUCAAACUAUAGUUUUGGAGUUGGAAACGGGUCCCUGAGGAGGAGUAACAGCAUGGAGAAACUGCGGUGCAGCACGGGGAACAUCGCGGCUAGUUUCAGCAUGAAUGGUACUGGCAUGACUGGACCUGCUAAAAUGAACAAGUCUACAGAACUGUCCAACAUAGAACAAGAGUACAUCAAGAAUCUCCAACAACAGAUCUACUUUUUAGAACUUGAGGCGAAUUAUCUCCGUGAACAAGCGAGGAAAGCGACAGAUAUGCAUCCUGUGAUGACGUCUGAAGCUGAAAGAAUGCUGGCAAAACUCAGGCAAAUGCAGACGGAGAGUGACGGGUUGCGUCUCGAGUUGAGCAGAAAAGACGGCAAUCUUGAUUACAUCAACACCGAGAAAAUGCGGUUGCUAGAGCGGCUGAAGACAGAGGAAGACAACCAUGCUCGAGAGAAGCGUCUCCUUAUGGACGAGGUUGUCCAGUUCAGGAAGGAGUCAGGCGGACGAGAGAAGGACAUCGCCAGGAAAGACCUCCAGCUUGACAUGGCCAAAGAUGAAAUGGAGAAGAGCACGACGGCACUGAGAGCGGCUGAGCAGAAGAUAACUCUCUUGAGAAACCAGUUGGACCAGCGGAUUGAGCAGCACAAGAUGACGCAGUUAGCCCUCGACGAAAAACGAGGUGAAUCUCUACGACUUGAGACGCAGUUACGGGAGGUCGAGGAGAAAUACUACAGUAGUGCUGCCACCAUGCAGGAUAAGGCCACUCAGGAUCUUAGGGAUGAGAUACGUAUGCUGCGCCAAAAGUUGAAGGAGACGGAGAUCCAAGCCGACCAGGAUCGUUAUCUGCGGAAUAAGAUAUCUGACGAUAGUUCUCAUCUCGUGAAGGAGAAUGCGCUACUCAACCAACAGGUCAUCGAGCUGGAGAACCAGAAUCAGAGGGAGCGUGGGCUCCGUGAAAGCCAAGACACUCGUCGUUCGAUGAACAUCACUGAGCUCGUCUCGGCCAAGGACCAUGAAAAGCAGCUCCAGUUUGAAAUCAACCAGCUGCGUGAGCAACUAAAUCAUGAAAAGGAACGAUGUAAUCACUAUAUGGCACAGCUUGCCAAACAGGAGCAGAUCGCCACGUCCACCGAAUUCAACGCAUCGUCCACCAGGAGUCGCCUGGCCGAGGUCGAGAACGCUCACCACGGUACGGAGACGGAGAAUUCACAACUCCGACGAGAUAAGAUGCUGCUUGUUGACCAUGUCGCUGAUUUACAGAAACAGUUGACACACAAGGAGCAAGAGAUUGUUCAUCUCCACGCCCAGAUUCACUCACUCGACACAAAAGUAUCGCAGUUCGAACGAUUGAAGAUACUGGAGGGGACCGUCAACAGCCAGAAAUGGGAGGAGUUCGAGCGUCUUGCUGACAGCAUGAAGAGUUUGUCUGCGACGAUGGCACAGUCGAGCAGCCCCAGGAUGACCCGGACUGUGGAGUACAGCUAGAUGCAUCCCGGAUGAUGUGCGUUUAGGUUUCGAUUACUGUGAAGGAACUAUUUGUAGAAGAUUUUUUACCUUCUGUGGGUGAGAGAGGGUGGGUUGAUGGUGUUGAUAGCGGGGGUUGAAGGAUAUGGAAGGGUCGUAACCCUGUGAGGGACAGGCUAAACCACUUGAUCAUGGUUGUUCACUGUGCUCAAAACCUAGAUGCAAAGACUUGAGUCUGUGAGUGUGAGGCCCUCAAGUGUUGAAUACAAAUUUGGGGAUCAGGUAUAUGUUGGAUACCUGUGGUAUCAAAUCAAAUUUCAUUACUAAUGAGUUUGGAUAAAGACUAUCAAGUUAAGAAAUAUGAAAUCAAUCUGUCCAUCUGGAGGUGCUUACAAUGUAUAUUUCACAAAAAGCGAAACAACCACUGAAGGUUCCUGCAGCGAAUUGAAACUGUGAUAUAGUGUAACUUUCUUAUUUAUUUUAGCCAAGGAUGAAUUAGUGUCUUGUUUUUAGCUUUGUACGAUACAAAAGUAGCUUUUUGGAGAAAGAUCUAGAGGAUAGCCUGUCAGUAUCUCCUGUUAUUGCUCUCUUAGUACAUAAUUCAGCAGUCAGGCAGGGAGCCCGGUCUUGGGUGUUGUUUCCAAUUUUGGGAGUUUUCCUUGAAACUCCCUGAUCAAGCCAGCUGAAUUGGCUACAGUUCUCUGUUCAGGGGUCAUUGUCAGACUGGUCAGUUCACUCAGGUUGAGACCACAGUGAGCCAGAUUUCUGACAAACUAUCUUAGUUACUGGAAGUAUAUUUUGUUGAGUUUUGCCAGGGUAUAGUAGGUGUCUAUGACCUGGUGUAGUAUAGUGUAUAGUUUGUUCUUCUAUAGAUGUACUGAAUGGAGUCCUUUGUAGCAGAAGGACUCAAUAUAAUACAGGGUUUAGGAAAGUAGCAAUCUCCAAUUCAGGACAUUAUUAGCAGGGGGCAAAAAAGUUUCUCAUGCGGAUUUGGGAUGAAAAGUGAUCUUCUGCUCAUCCCCAGAGAGCCUUCGUGUACAUAUCAGGGAACUUCUUUUCAUGAAAUACAUGCAAGGAACCGGCAGAAUGGUCAGAAGUUGACUCUGCCACACCCAUAUGACAUGGUAUGUCACAGUCUACAGUCGUUUGGCAAGGCAAUGGGACAUGUCUGAGCAGUUCAUGUCAAGACACUGUUAGUGGCUCUGGGGAAUUUAGCAGAGGCCGCAGGCUGCAGGUUAUUUCGGUUAGAUUUUCAUGAUCGGAGGAAAACAUUGUCAAAAUUCCGUCCAUUUUGUAUGUUUUAUGUUUGUUUAAAAGUAUGUAGAUAGUAUUACUAGAAUGUUUUAGAAUUUGAAUUAUGUUGAUGAAAUGAUGUGAAAGUUUUUGGUCCCUGGGUAAAAAUGGCUGCCUGCAGGGAUAAAAUGGCGACUUUGCCAAUCCAAAGAUUGCAUGUACGUGUACACAUAUUGUGCAUUACAUUUCGUAGGAUAUCUGGAAGUUGCUCUUGUUGGCACAAUCCGCAUUCAUGGAACACCCAGUCAAAUAUAGUAUUCGACUUUGAGAUUACCAUUCAUCUGUUUAGUUGGGACCAGCCCGCAAAUAUUUUGUAAACAUGAUUUUUACAAUAUUUGAAAUAAACGAUUCCAUAUGAGAAGUCAA